AUGGAUCAUUCAAAUCGGGAAGGCGAACCGAAUAGCACAGUGAUCAAUGCUAAUGAAGGCAAUGAUGAAUUGACUGACGAUGAAGUUGUUAAUCAAGAGGGUUCCAAGGUCGACGAAAUCACCGACGUCAUGGCGACAAGAAAUGAUGAGUUGGGAAUUAAGACACGAGGUUUGAAGUAUUCCUUAUUGUGUUUGUCGGAUCAUAGUGGACUCCGUGAAGAGGAAAUACCAGUCAUAGGAAUGAGUUUUGAUUCGCUGCCUUUGGCACAGGAGUUUUAUACAAAUUAUGCAAAGAAAUUGGGGUUUGUAACUAAAGUUAGGAACACGAACUUCGACAAGACACGGAAGGACGCAAAGAUACCAAUUAAUCAAUCUCUUCACUGCACUCGAGAGGGUUAUCGAGAAUCUCGGGUUAAGGCAGCAACUAGGUCAAACAGAAUAACAGCCACGAGAUGCAAAGCAAGGAUGUAUGUCAUGCUGGACAGGGAGAAGGAAUGCUGGGUUGUGUCUAUAGUAGAAUUGAAGCAUUCUCACCCCUGUUCGGCUGAGAAAGUUAUCCACUAUCAUGAGUACCGGGAGUUGACCAUGCAUGCCAAGUGCGUCAUUACGGAUAACGACGAGGCUGGCAUAAGACCCAACAAGACGUAUCUAGCACUGGCAAACGAAGUUGGUGGGUCUUCGAAUUUGAGUUUCUCAGAAAAGGAUGUCAGAAAUUAUAUUGCAAGCAAUCUUCGAUGCUCCGAUGACAAUGCGGACUUCAAUGGGAUGAUGAAUUAUUUCGUUCGAAUGAAGGAGAUCAAUCCCAACUUCUUUUAUGCCAUAGAUGUUGACGAUGCUAAUAAAUUUAGGAGCGCACUCUGGGUAGAUGCAAGGUGCAGGGCUUCGUAUGAAUAUUACAGAGAUGUGGUGUCGUUCGACACCAUUUACAGAAGAAACAGGCAUGGUCUACCGUUUGCAUCCUUUGUCAGUGUAAACCACCAUGGGAAGUCUACUCUUCUUGGCUGUGCUUUACUUGUCAGCGAGGAGAUCCUUAGUUUCGAGUUGGUGUUCACGCAGUGGGUGAGAUGUGUUGGAAUUGUGCCAAAGGGUAUCAUCAUUGACCAGUGCAAGGCGAUGACUGGUGCUAUAAGGAAGGUCCUACCUGAUACUAUCCACAGAUGGUGCAUUUGGCACAUAAUGAAGAAAACACAAUUCAAGCUCGGUGGCUACGCUAGGUACGGAGAAUUGAGUGCAAUGAUGAAUCACAUUGUGUAUAACUCUCCUUCGAGUGAAUCAUUUGAAGUACAUUGGGCUGGUUUCAUCAAAGAGUUUGAGUUAGGCCAGAACAGAUGGUUAGCAAAUCUUUAUGCGAAUCGACGUAAGUGGGUGCCAAUAUUCUUCAAGAGUGAAUUUUGGGCCGGCAUGAGGAGUACACAGCGGAGUGAAAGUAUGCACGCAUUCUAUGGUGGAUACCUGCAUUGCAAGAGUGGGUUGGUUCAGUUCGUCCAUGAAUACGAUAACGUGCUUGGAAACAAGGAGCAAAAGGAGCUUGAAGAUGAUGUUGUGGACUCAAAAGGAGUCAUCCCAUGUAUAGGGAGCACGAGCAUUGAGAGACAGUUUCAGUAG
This is a messenger RNA of Arachis ipaensis, 1605 nucleotides long. Its product is annotated as protein FAR1-RELATED SEQUENCE 5-like. The record is from RefSeq and is a predicted model, not a curated record. NCBI's taxonomy places the organism in Eukaryota, Viridiplantae, Streptophyta, Magnoliopsida, Fabales, Fabaceae. Gene Ontology annotation, molecular function: zinc ion binding.